This is a messenger RNA of Suillus discolor, 1781 nucleotides long. RefSeq names its product Lactonase, 7-bladed beta-propeller-domain-containing protein. The record is from RefSeq and is a predicted model, not a curated record. NCBI's taxonomy places the organism in Eukaryota, Fungi, Basidiomycota, Agaricomycetes, Boletales, Suillaceae. The transcript is spliced from 3 exons. The coding region runs from base 203 to 1303 and encodes 366 amino acids. Gene Ontology annotation, molecular function: 6-phosphogluconolactonase activity; protein binding.
CUCAUCAAACAAAACCGGGCCGUCGGUGACAACACUACCACCACCUCUGAGCGCGCGGACAAUCAAUGUCGGCCUCCGAACAUUGUCCCGUUCCAGCGACAAAAUACCGUAGUAUGUCACGUUGGUACAGCAUGUGCAUGAAAUCCCACAGUUUAUUAUAGUCCUCUUUAUCAACGAUCUACUACCUGUAAACAAGACAAUCAUGGCACCGCUCACGAUCUUUGUUGGUUCAUACACCGACUCCAUCUACACGUUGUCCUUUGAUCCAGUACCGUCGACAGGAUCUCCGACUCUUAAUCUUCUGGCUCGAACAGUCGUCGGCCACCAUCCGUCAUGGAUCACAUUUCAUCCGUCCGAUAAAUCCCUCAUAUAUACAGGGCUCGAACAGGCAGAUGGGGAGGUUGCCGCGAUCAAGUAUGGCAGGGAUGGAACUGUCGAAGGAGAAGUGGUGGCCAGGGCCAAGAGUGGUGGUGCAGACCCUUGCCACCUUCUUGUCGCAGAGGACGAGCUUAUCAUCGGAAAUUACUCCUCGGGCACAAUCGCGACCCUUCCGAUAUCAACAUCUGCCCCUUACAUACUCUCACCACACCCAUGGACGCUUUCGAUGCCGUUUGAGCAUGUAGGUCGGAACAAAGCUCGUCAAUCUUCAUCCCACCCCCAUCAAGUCAUCCUCAAUCCACUGAGCCAAACGGAGAAAGAGCUCCUUGUCCCGGAUUUAGGUACAGACAAGGUCUGGAGACUCACCAAACGAAACGAUGGCAAGUGGUCCAUUCGCGGUCACAUUGACUUUGAAGCAGGGGGUGGCCCACGACAUGUCGCAGCUCGAGGAAAUACCCUUUACACGCUACUGGAGCUCACCUUGAAGCUUGCUGUGCAUAAUUUCCCUCCGCUUCCGGCGCCCCCUACUCCUCUUACAUCUCUGUUCGCACUUUCUGCAUUACCAGUACCGGAUACCAUGUCGGCAGCGGAAAUUCUGCUACCCGAACCCAACGCAUCCUUCCCUGAAACAUUCAUCUACACAUCGAACAGAAACGACCCUCAUCCAGAGGGUGACACUAUUACAAUAUUCUCUCUCGCCGCCGGAGAGGGUCAGCCAGAGCUUGUGAACGAAGUGCGUACGGGGCUAGUUCAUGUCCGGGGAAUGGCAUUUGGAGGUGACGAAGAUAAGUAUCUGAUUGUAGGUGGUGUGGAAGGUGGCGGGGUGAAGGUAUUUGAGAGGAUUGAUGGUGGCAAGGGACUCCAAGAAAUCGCGAAGCUCGGUGAAGACGUUAUAGGACGUCCCACCGGUUUCUUGUGGUACUGAGAAGUCAGGAUGUGAACCGGUGGACAUUCGUCUGCUCGCCAGCUGGAGUGUAGCAUUUAUGGGUGUCUGUCACAUCAGGUCGAGGAUACCAGUUGUAUAGUAUGAUUGCUUGUAGCUUAUAUGUAGGUGCGGAUGAAGAGGAGGAUUGAGUAAGACAUUUAUACUAUACUAUCUUGUGUAUCAGGUACUUACCAAACAAGUUACAAGACCUUGUAAUUUGCCUUCGUGCUGAUCUGUCCAAUGAGUUUCCACACACGCGGGUGCUCAAGCGCUCAUUCCCGGUCCAUGAAAUAUCAGGUAGAGACUGCCAGUGUGUUUUCUUUGAUCAGGCCAUGCGGACUCGUGAUGUGCACGGCCCGGCUUGGAAUUCUGGAAAGCCAAAGCCGGCGGCCUGAGCCGCAGCUCGGUAGGUUUGCAGAGGCAAUGAAACCGUUCCAAACCCUAGGCCUGACCCCCAGUGAAAACCUACGGGUGGCGU